Molecule: messenger RNA, 3704 nt
Organism: Fundulus heteroclitus (mummichog)
Lineage: Eukaryota; Metazoa; Chordata; Actinopteri; Cyprinodontiformes; Fundulidae
Product: myb-related transcription factor, partner of profilin
Exons: 2
Coding region: 563-1372 (269 amino acids)
Biological process (GO): regulation of transcription by RNA polymerase II
Cellular component (GO): nucleus
Molecular function (GO): RNA polymerase II cis-regulatory region sequence-specific DNA binding; DNA-binding transcription factor activity, RNA polymerase II-specific
Source: RefSeq, a predicted model, not a curated record
ACGUGUGUGUGUGAGUAGAAUUAGAGCUGUGUUCUUUAAAUAAAACCCAGUCAAAUACAGAAAAAAAAAAGAAAUCCCUCUUCUUGGGUCAUGACAUCAUUCCUCAACUUAAGCCUGUGCAGUCCUAUAAAAAAAAAAAAAUAGAAAAGACCGCAAAACUGUUUAAGUUCCCGGAUCCCAUUAGUUGCUCUCAGUCUUUGUUCUUUUGUUCAGCAGUGGAAGCAGGCCUCUGGAAUGCACCCCUCCCCCAUCGCUGGCCAAUGAGAGCACCAGGACACAGAGCGCAUGCUCCUUGCGGUGGAAGAUUGCUUUAAACAGAUCUUUAGCCUAGCAACAGCGGCGCCAUGACACUACUGGUAUGAUCACUGUGGGGCUGAUCUUCGAGGAUCUAAAAAAAAAAAACAAGGAGCGCUAAAUUGCUUGUACAAAAACUGUUGCACGUGCAUCAAGUCGGCGUUGCGGAUGAUCUACAAAUAUUGCUUGUGCAAACGACAAAAGCUGCAAAAGUCGCGCAGACCCCAGCGUUUAACGAAGGUUUUUUUUGCGUGCGCUACCGGCUGACAUGGAGAGUGUCGGAGAGGAGAGCGGCCGUAAAAGAAAAAGGAAGUUUGAAGCCAUUGAGUUGAAAGUCCUGGUGGAGGAAGCAAACACACACAUUGGUGAACUCAGGCAGAAACAGCUGUGCCUUAGUAGAAGAAACGCGAUUUGGGAUUCCAUCUGCGCAAAGGUGAACGCCGUGGGCAAAACCAAGAGAUCUGCCGAUGAAGUGAAAAGAAGAUGGCAGGAUUUCCGUAGAAGAACCAGGGAAGAACUUUCCCGCAAAAAAUCUUUGGCGCAGAAGCAACGUUCACAAAAAGGGAGCCCCGACUUUCCAGAAACGCUCUGUGAAGGGCAGGUUCUUGGAAUCGAGGGAUAUGACUUCCUCCAAUCAAACACAAUAAACCAAGAAUCUUUAUCAGAUGUCCAACAGGCUCCGCCGCACUCCUCUGAUCUGCUUACGUCAGUGAAGGUUCCAGAAGAGCCCCGAAGGAGUCCCGUCACUGAUGACAUUUAUCAGGAGCUGCUGUAUCAACAAAUACAUCAGACAGAUGCGCUAGAGACCAUUGCACAGGAGGUCAGAGCAGUAUCCAGUGUUGCACGCGCUGUCCGCGGGCAAACCCGGGCCAUCUUAGCGCACACCAGGCAGCUGGUCGGUGCUUUGUCUGGACUGACGAUGGCCAUCAAUGCUCUGGCAGCAGCCGGGAGGUCAUCCGGGGACAGCGGUCCUUCAACUGUGCCGCCAGAAAACGAAGAGGAAGGAGGAGAGGACGCAGGUGGACACCAGAGCGGCCUGCGAAAACGCAAAGCCCCAAAUAAGAACAGUGAUUUGUAGAAAAGACAAUGGAGACAGCGUGAUUCCCACAAUGAUAUGUCUCAUCUCGGUCAAGUUGUCAAAGUUUGUUUCAUGAUGUUUUUUUUUUUUAAAUUUUAUUUUGUUUUUCUGUUUCAAUGAAACGCAUACCUCAAAUGGCACAUGGUAAGAAGGAAAGCACUUUUUGCAGAGAGGAGAGGAGACGUGACACGGCUUCUAUUUAUGUCUGGCUCCUAGUCAUCCAGCAGCUCAAAAUUAGCAUUGCCUGAUAGACGAUAUGUCUCUACAACUUUGAUCCAAAAGUGUUGACACCUGUGUUUGGCUCUUACCUUGCAUAACCUCAUUUUUUUUUUUGCUUUUCUUCUUUUCUAUAAGCCACUGUUGUCAAAAAAAAAAACAUUUUAGGAUUAAACACGUUUUAAAACCAUAUGUUAAAAUAUGUGUCCAAAUUAACAAAAUUAAAACUUAUGUGUUGUUUACUAUUACAGGAUCAGUUACAACCAGAGUUCAGGGCAACUAAUCUGAACGUGACGAAACACCAUCAGCUAAACGUAUACUGAUCAGAAUUUAACAUUUGUGACCACCUGGUAGUGUUGCUCCCCCUCUUCCUGCCAAAAUAGCCCGGACCCUUUUAGGCUUGGACUCCUCUUAGGGGGUGCUGUGGGACCUGGACCCAAGACGAUUGCAGAUCCUUAUGGCUCUGUAAGUUGUAAAGCUGGGCCUCAGCGGAUCAGACAUCCAGCCGAUGCUCCAUUAGAUUGUAAUGUGGAGAGAACAAAUCAAAAACUCCAGUUUCCAACAGCCAUCGGGGAAGACCGUUUACAUAAAAUGGUGUGCAUUGUCUGCAGCAAUACACAGGUAGGUGUCUAGCUAACAUCCACAGGGAGCCAUGGUUUGCCACAAGAAUAUUGCUGCCAGCAUCACUCUCCUUCGGGCGGCCCGCCUUCUUCCUAAAGUGCAUUCUGUUGCCAUGCACUUGGCUGUCCAUGUGCUUUAAGAGAAAAAGUGAUGAAUCAGAUCAAGCCUCUUUCUUUUGGCCUGCGGUCCAGUUUCGAUGCUCAUGUGCCCAUUGAUUCGUGCAUUCAGUGGUGGACAGGUAUUUUUCGUGGUCUUCAGCCCUAUAAGCAACACGGUCUGUUCCUUUUUGUGAUCCUCUUCUAAAAAGCUCCCCAGUGGAGACCGGGAACUAAAAGAGCUACAGUUUUUGGAGGUGCCCCCUCAAAUCGACUCAAAUCCGAGUACUUGCUUGUUGUUGCGGCUUUGAGGAGACCAUUUUCACCUGCUGUCUCACAUAACAGAAUCACUAACAGGCAAUUAUUGUCAAUCACUUCACCUAUGAGUGGUUAUAAUGUUAUGCUGAAUCAGUGUACGUAUAGCGUUAUUGAAUGGAGCGUCGUGCCACGCAUUUUGAAUCUCACCGACAACUUUGGCUUACGCUAUGCUUCAAACAGAAACCACUCAAAAGGAAAAGUGAAAGUCUUCUGUUUAGCUUUGAAGCCAGAAGUCAGAUCUAUAAACCAGCUUUACCGUGCUUUAAUCCCAGGUUUGAAAACAAGUGGGCUUAAUAGUUAAAAUUCUCUGUGAUCAGGCUAACUGAUACAACGGGUAGCAGUGGUGGAUUAGUGGUUAAGGAGCUCAGCUGGGCAUUUGUAUGUUGGAGAUACUACAAAGGUUGUCGGUUUAAAACUCAAUCUGUCGCUCUGGGUUCUUUUAGCAAGGCGCUUGACCACGUAUUGCCACCCGUGCGUCAACCAGUGUGGCAGCACACUGCUCCUAGGGAUGGGUUAAACGUAGAGACAAAGUUCUCUUCUGUGGGACUACAGGGAAAUAUUUGUAUUUAUUUAAUGCAAGCUAGUACUGAUGAUGAUCACUCCAUUUUAUUUUUUUUUACUUUCAGACACCGUAGCUACAUGUAUAAUAGUGUGUGAGAAAUCUCCUGAAGGGCAAAUAAAGACAUUUCUUUAGCAGCUGUCGUUACAUUACACUGAGUUUUACAUGUAAGGCAGGCAAUUGUAAGGUUGGAGUUAACUUUUUCACCUAGAAACAUUAAAAACUGCAUCAGUCAACAGGGGGGCAAAAGUUAGGACAUUUCCAAUGAAACAGAAAGUGUCAAAUAUAAAUAAGCUUUUGGGAUGAUUUAGAUUUUAUAAGAAUGUAUGUUUCUCUCAUUGCUGUUUUUAUGAUCCACCAUAACAAACUAGAGGAGUCCAGGACAACAUGGUUGUACUUGGAAAUAUUUCUACUAUAUAUAUAUGAAACUAUUGCCUAAGGAAGAGAUUACUCAUGUAUUCUGAAAUCUGAAAAUCUGAAAUCUAAGCAAAUUAUGAGAAUAAAACUUUUCAGGAAACUACAA